AUGGAAGAACACUUGGUCUCCGAUUUGAUGGGGCCUUAUCAAGACCGGCUACCUAAGACCGGUCCCCUGUUCCCCUUCCAGUACGAAAAUACCAACAUCUCCGCAAGUUUCAUGGACAGCGGUCGUCCUCCACGGCCUACUUGCCGCGAUGAUUUUGAGAUCGCAAUAAUCUGUGCCCUGCCGCUUGAAUACGAUGCUGUAGUAGAUGCGUUUGACGGAUUCUGGAAUGACGACGGCGACCCUUAUGGAAAAGUGGUGGGCGAUCAAAAUACUUACACAACGGGAUGGAUUGGCCAGCACAAUGUCGUGCUCGUCGUUUGCUCAGAUGUUGGAAAAGUCAACGCUACUAGCGUGGCGACAAGCUGUAGCAUGAGUUUUACGCAGAUCAAACUAGCCUUUUUAGUUGGUAUUUGUGGUGUCGCACCCCGGACGACCGAUAGAAAUGAAAUCUUGCUUGGCGAUGUGAUAAUUGGCGACCAAAUUGUUGCAUAUGAUUUUGGGAAGCGAUAUGCCGACGAACUCAAGUUGAAGAGCAGCCUUACGUUCAAAACGACAGACAAGAGCCAUAGUGUCCGUCGGUUUAUGAAUACAAUGCAAACUGACCAUUACCGUGAGUUGUUACUUAGACGAGCCACAGACCACUUGCAGACGGUACGAGACAGAUAUUCAAGCAAGUACGGCUCUCCUCAACGAAGCGAAGACAGAUUAUUUACCCCGGAGUACCGUCAUAAGCAUCACAAGCCGCGGACAUGUCCGAUUUGCGACGAAUGUACCACAACUUCCAAAUCAGUGUGUGAGGUGGCUUUGGCGUCCAUAUGUGAAGACCUAGGGUGCGACAGUGACCAGCUUAUUCCUCGCCAACGGCUUGCGAAUGGUGAUGUACCGCAGAGCCCUGUAUUGCAUUGGGGUGUGUUUGCUUCAGCUGACACCGUUCUCAAAUCCGCAAGAGACCGUGAUUGGAUUGCUGAAAAAUAUGGUGUCAUUGCAUUCGAAAUGGAGGCGACUGGAGCUUGCGAUAUUUUCCCAUGCAUUGUUAUCAAGGGAGCAUGUGACUAUGCUGAUAGUCAUAAGAAUAAGAAAUGGCAAAAUUACGCAGCGAUCUCGGCUGCCUGUGUGAUGAAGAGUCUCUUGAAUUGGUACCCAAGAACAAAUCAGCAGAGGGAUUCUCAUAUUAGUCGCAUGACUGGUAGGAAACGUCAAUUCGGAGAGUUCGCGAGCGAUGCAAUGCAUGCUCAUGCAAUGAUUCAGUAUCUUCAGCAACAAAAUAAAAGUCUCUCGAUCUGCAUCGCAGAUUUGAAGACUCAGUUACAGAAAGAAAAAGAUCUCCCUCCUCAGGUUCCAUUUAAUGACCUCGUUACGGUCAAUGACGCAUUGGGAGCAACAUACACUUUCCCCCUAUCAUUUGUUGACAGCUUGGAGUUUUUCAAAGUUCUUAUGAAGCAUAAAUUUCAGGGCGUCGGACGUGGAAAGAUCGAAAGGGGCGAAUGGUUACUUCAAAAUCAUCGCACCGGCUAUGUUCUAGAUUUGAAGAAACCUUGGAAGGCUAUGAUCAAGCCUGGUCAAAUGCUUGACAUGAGUAUGAUAUUCAAAAAGGCCCACACUGUGUCUACGACAUGUCCCUGGUGCGAUCACCACAAUGAGAUGAGCCUUGAUAAACGUGGAACUAGGUGUCAGAAUUGUUCAGGCCAUUAUAGUCGUAUUGAAGAAGUGCAUGAUUUGAUUGGUGUGAAGUAUCUUCAAUAUGAAACUAAUGACGACAAGCAGUCACAUGCAACAAGGGAACCUGAACCGACAGGGCCAGUUCCACUCCAGAAAGAUCGAAAUGAGGAUGAUGAUAUACACCUUUAUACACGAAUUCGGAUUCUUGGUGUCUCAUUUCGCAUGAACCAGCUAGCUACUCCUCUCGCUGAAUUUCAAUUACAAAGAAUAGUGGUCAGUGACAAAGAGUUGGGGGAUGUGUAUGAUCUGAUUCAAUGGUUUGCACAAGAUCUUGAUUUCCCUGAAGAAGACUGCAAAACUGCCAUGUUAGAUCUCUUUUCGCAGCCGGUACCACUAAUAAUAGGGAAGGGAAAUCAUGAGAACAAGCUACCGACGAUACCUUUGUGGGCUUUUAGACAAGACUCGCUAUAUAUAAAAUCAUAA
Messenger RNA from Talaromyces marneffei, 2142 nucleotides. RefSeq lists its product as uncharacterized. Gene Ontology annotation, biological process: nucleoside metabolic process. The record is from RefSeq and is a predicted model, not a curated record. The transcript is spliced from 5 exons. NCBI's taxonomy places the organism in Eukaryota, Fungi, Ascomycota, Eurotiomycetes, Eurotiales, Trichocomaceae. The coding region runs from base 1 to 2142 and encodes 713 amino acids. Gene Ontology annotation, molecular function: catalytic activity.